Erigeron canadensis is the source of this 930-nucleotide messenger RNA. RefSeq lists its product as uncharacterized. Lineage: Eukaryota; Viridiplantae; Streptophyta; Magnoliopsida; Asterales; Asteraceae. Bases 1 to 930 code for a protein of 309 amino acids. The transcript has a single exon. The record is from RefSeq and is a predicted model, not a curated record.
AUGACUGAAAUUUUAAAUUUCAAUGAAAAUGAAAAAGGUUUUGUAUCAGAUUACAUGAUUAAUUCUGAUCAACUUACAAAAAUUAACAAGCUUAAAUUCAAGCUUGAUUCAAGACAGGUUUUUAACCAGUCUGAAUAUUUACAGAGUUUAGUUUCAAAAGCUUUUACUCGAAAAAAUAAAAUCUUUUACUGUUUUAAUACUGAAGAACUUUCAGUAGAUAUAAAAGAUACUUCCGGAGAAGUUUAUUUACCACUUUUAACCAAAGGUGAAAUAGCAAAAAGGCUAUUAAGUGUUAGACCAGAUUUAAGAAAGUCUCUCAAUAUGGUUCAUAUAGGAGCUGUAAAAAUUCUCCUAAAAGCACAAUUCAAAGAUGGAAUUAACUUUCCAAUAAAAAUGGCACUCAUUGACAAUAGAAUUGUUAACAGACAAGAUGCUCUAUUAGGGGCAGUACAAGGAAAUUUAGCAUACGGUAAAUUUAUGUUUACUGUUUAUCCUAAAUUCGCAUUACAUAAAGAGUCUAGAGAUUUUGAUAAGUCUUUAAGCUUUAUACACCAAUGUGAAAGAACUGACCUUAUGGAACCAGGUAAUAAAGUAUUUAAGGUUAAUUAUUUAAUCGCAUAUGCUAUUACAAAUACUACUCAUUCAAUAGAGUAUAAAGAAAAAGAGAAUAUCACAAUGGAAGAUAUAUUCUCAGAAAUUGGAACUGUAGAAGGCAGUAAAUUUACUGAACCAUCACAGUUACAAGAAAAUUGGGCAAUGAAUAUUGCACGAAAUAAAAAGGUUUUACACCAAAGGCCUAGAUAUAAUUUCUCUAAUUCGUUAAGAUUAAGUGAACCUAGUUCAUCUGAAAUCUCUUCUGAUUUAAUGAGAUCAAUGUCCGAAAGGAUAGAUAAAUAUGGAGAAAUCCUCAAAGAGGCAGUAGGAAUUUAA